Messenger RNA from Manihot esculenta (cassava), 1053 nucleotides. Its product is annotated as polyadenylate-binding protein 3. Gene Ontology annotation, molecular function: RNA binding. The record is from RefSeq and is a predicted model, not a curated record. Lineage: Eukaryota; Viridiplantae; Streptophyta; Magnoliopsida; Malpighiales; Euphorbiaceae. The transcript has 6 exons. Bases 53 to 703 code for a protein of 216 amino acids.
GACUUCUGGUGGAUUUUCUUGCUUCCGCAAACAUCAAACCAGAUCCAAAGCUAUGGACGAAGAAGAGCACGAGGUAUACGGAGCGGAGAUUCCUGACCUGGAAGGCGAUAUGGACCCUCACAACGCCGAAGUCGACAUGUCCGCCGCCGAUGAAGACGCCGUUAAGGAGCUGGAUGAGAUGAAGAAGAGAUUGAAGGAGAUGGAGGAGGAAGCGGCGGCUCUCCGCGAGAUGCAAGCUAAGGUUGAGAAGGAGAUGGGCGCUGUUCAAGAUCCAGCUAGUACAACUGCUAACCAAGCAAAUAGGGAAGAAGCAGAUUCUCGUUCUGUGUUUGUUGGCAAUGUUGAUUAUGCAUGCACACCAGAAGAAGUCCAACAGCACUUUCAGUCUUGUGGUACAGUUAACCGGGUUACUAUUCUGACGGACAAGUAUGGCCAGCCAAAGGGUUUUGCUUAUGUGGAAUUCCUUGAAGUAGAAGCUGUACAAGAGGCUUUGCUUUUGAAUGAAUCUGAACUACACGGACGUCAAUUGAAGGUUUUGCCCAAAAGGACCAAUGUACCUGGAAUGAAGCAGUAUCGACCGAGGUACUUCGAUCCUUCCAUGGGUUACCGGUCUAGGAGGCCAUAUGUGCCUUAUUACUCCCCUUAUGGAUAUGGGAAGGUUCCUAGGUUCAGAAGGCCAAUGCGAUACAUGCCGUAUUACUAGGCAUUGUUAAAGAUAAUAUCAGGUGGAUGUUUCCAUCCAGGAACUCGAGUUUUCUCAUUUAUGAUCUUUCAGGAAGAUAAAGAGAUGUUUUAUGGGUAUGAUGAUAUUUAUAACUGAUGACACUAAAGAUUGAUGAAAAGUCUUAUUUCAGACAUUAUCCUUCUGGCAAAAUUUUCUUCAUCAAGGAGUUUGCUAGCAUUUGGAUAGGGAGGGUUUGAAUUCUCUCACUCCCUCUCUUUGUAAGGGAUUGAAAGGUUCCCCAUGUACACGAACUUGGCCUUUUUAUUUUAUUGCAUUGUAUCCAGUUUAAAAACUUAAUAUAUAUUUUAUGACAUCGUAACUUGAGAAUA